Messenger RNA from Dromaius novaehollandiae (emu), 1832 nucleotides. RefSeq names its product CWC27 spliceosome associated cyclophilin (gene CWC27). Bases 143 to 1576 code for a protein of 477 amino acids. NCBI's taxonomy places the organism in Eukaryota, Metazoa, Chordata, Aves, Casuariiformes, Dromaiidae. Gene Ontology annotation, cellular component: catalytic step 2 spliceosome. Gene Ontology annotation, biological process: protein folding; protein peptidyl-prolyl isomerization. The record is from RefSeq and is a predicted model, not a curated record. Gene Ontology annotation, molecular function: peptidyl-prolyl cis-trans isomerase activity. The transcript is spliced from 14 exons.
CCGCCUCCCCGCCGCGCUGGGCCGGGUAGGAGCGUCCAAGAUGGCGGGAGGCUGGCGGCGGUAGUGCGGCUCUGGAGGCGAGGCGUAGCGGCACGGCGCGCCGGGGCAGUUGGCGGGGUCCCGGGGCGCCCCUCGCGCCACCAUGAGCAACAUCUACAUCCAGGAGCCUCCCACCAACGGCAAGGUCUUGCUGAGAACAACAGCAGGAGAUAUUGAUAUAGAACUGUGGUCAAAGGAAGCACCAAAAGCAUGUCGAAAUUUCAUCCAGCUUUGUAUGGAAGAAUAUUACAAUAACACAAUAUUUCACAGAGUUGUGCCUGGUUUUAUAGUGCAAGGUGGUGAUCCCACUGGUACUGGGUCAGGUGGAGAUUCAAUCUAUGGAGCUCCUUUCAAGGAUGAGUUCCACUCACGAUUGCGAUUUAAUCGAAGAGGACUUGUUGCUAUGGCAAAUGCCGGACCCCAUGAUAAUGGCAGUCAGUUUUUCUUUACGUUGGGUCGUGCAGAUGAACUUAAUAACAAGCACACAAUCUUUGGAAAGGUUACAGGGGAUACAAUCUAUAACAUGUUGCGACUGGCUGAAGUAGAAGUUGACAAGGAAGAGAGACCACUUAGUCCACACAAAAUAAGAAGUAGCGAGGUUUUGUUUAAUCCAUUUGAUGACAUCGUUCCAAGAGCAAAUAGAAAGCUGAAGAAGGACAAACCAGAAGAAGAAGCUAAAAAGUCCAAAUCAAAAGGCACAAAAAAUUUUAACCUGCUUUCCUUUGGAGAAGAAGCUGAAGAAGAAGAAGAAGAAGUCAAUAGAGUUAGUCAGAGCAUGAAGGGAAAAAGUAAAAGUAGUCAUGACCUACUGAAGGAUGACCCCCACCUAAGCUCAGUUCCUGCUGUCAAAAGUGAAGCAACAGGUGAAGAAAGGGGUUCAAGUGAGGAGGAAGAGGAACAUAAUGAAGAUACUGAUAGUGUAGAAGGUGAAGUCACUAGCAAUGAGAGAUUUCAAAUGAAAGAACGCAUUGCAAAAAAGUUGAAAAUUGAUACAAAUGAAACUGCUAAAUUGCCACUUCAAGAGGAGGAAACUAAGGCAGAAAAGAAAACAACUAGUCGUAGUGAGGAGCUACGGAAAGAAGUGCGACAGCUGAAACGUGAACUGCUGGAAGCAAAGCAGAGAAAAGAAGAAAGAGCUGUAAAAUCUAAAGAAAAGGAAGAGGAGGAACCUGCUCCAAACAGUAUUGUUGAAGAAUACCUUCAGGAGAAGAGAAAAUACGAAGACAAGCGGAAGCAGCAGCCAAAGAAAGGGGUCUCUCGUGAAGAUCAGACAUUAGCACUCUUAGACCGAUUUAAAUCAAAGUUAAGCCAGGCAAUUGAAGAAACUCCUGAAAAUGAGGUUUCUGAACCUGAAGGAGAAAAUGAUGAAGGAUGGAUGUCACAUGUACUUCAAUUUGAAGAUAGAAGCAGAAAAGUGAAAGAUGCAAGCAUGCAGGAUGAAGACACUUUUGAGAUCUAUGAUCCAAGGAAUCCUGUAAAUAAGAGGAGAAGAGAAGAAAGCAAAAAGAUAAUGAGAGAAAAAAAGGAAAGGAGAUAAAAUGAAUGUAAAGCUAGCCAGGGCUGACUUGAAAAGUGACUGCAGUAAAGCACUGGCUCUCUUGUAACUCUAAUUCCUAAAAAUAUCACUGAGUAAGUGUGAAAAGGAAUCUCUCAAAAACCUGUCGUCUAGUUUUGCAGCAGAGCUAUCCUUUGUUUCUUCAGUUGCGCAGUAAAGAAAGCGUUCUCAGUGCAUUAUCCAAGCUCUCUCUUUAAAGGUUUUUAGAAUUGUGUAUUUAAUAAAACAGCCAAAUUGA